AAGGCGGUGUGGCGCGAUGCGUUCAACAUCAAUCACAGCGCCUCGUCCAUCAGCGGGAAAGUGCGCUCUCUCCGGCUGUGGGAAUCGCGCUCACUCGCUUCGUGAUCUGCUCUGAAUAACACGCCUGUGUCAUCGCAGGAAAUGAACGAUCAUUUAUUGGCCAUUGGCUCAGACCUUAAAGUUGGUUGUUGUUGACUUUUCAGCACCACUUCUACGUGGACAGCGCUCGCACAGCUUGUCUCGGAUCUGACGCGACGUGGAUUUCUGUUGGAUUUAACUCCUUUUGGACACCUAUCGCUGCGAUUACGUCCAUUUCUGCGGAUAUGCUUGACUUGUCACACAAAAGAGGAAUUCAUUGCAAGACUUGUGGACCUGAAAGGACCUGAGCGCUCUCACAUCCACCAAAUCCCUGCCCAGGGGAAGCUUGAAGAUUAAAAACUUCUGAUUGAGGUGAAGAGGAAGGAGAGACGUGAGGAGAAGCUUAUCGCCUUCACCUUUGUUCUUCCUAAUGCCCUGAGUAACAGACCUCCUCUGGCAACUCUGUGAAUAACGGUGGACAUAAGAGCGGCACAAGUGAGGUCCCAUGAUGGAGUGAAGGAGGAGUGGGGAGCGGGGAAAGAGCCUGGCUGAGAGCUGUGCACAUAUUCCACAUCAAUUGAAUGUCUGAGUGAAAGGAGCGCCAUGAGAGGACGUGUUUUCCAUGCCGACUGCUACAAGAGGUUUUGCAUUUGACCCUGCGGCCAUUGUGAAACCAAAACAAAAUACCUGGCUUGUGGUGUCGUGGGCUCCUGCUUUGGCUGUGGUCAUGUUUCUCCCUCCCUCUAACAGGCCGGAUCAUGCCGGCUGUGAGAAGAAAAGCUUGAUUCUUCAUCUGCUUCUUCUCCUUGGGCUCCUUGGGGCAGCUCAGACUGCCAAACCCAAAGGCCCAGCACACACACACUUGAACUCCAUUCGCAUUGAUGGUGACAUCUCUUUAGGUGGGCUCUUCCCAGUGCACGCCAGAGGCCACGAUGGCAAACCAUGCGGGGAGCUGAAGAAGGAGAAGGGCAUUCACCGGCUGGAGGCCAUGCUCUUCGCCCUUGACCGCAUCAAUAAUGACAAUAAUUUGCUGCCCAACAUCACACUAGGGGCCAGAAUCCUGGACACCUGUUCCAGGGACACUCACGCCCUGGAGCAGUCGCUAACCUUCGUGCAGGCGUUGAUUGAGAAAGACGGCACUGACGUGAAGUGUGUUGGUGGGGGAGCGCCCAUCAUCACCAAACCAGAGAGGGUGGUAGGAGUUAUAGGAGCGUCGUCCAGCUCCGUCUCCAUCAUGGUGGCCAACAUUCUACGCCUCUUUAAGAUUCCUCAGGUCAGCUAUGCGUCCACAGCUCCAGAACUCAGUGACAACACGCGCUACGACUUCUUCUCCCGAGUGGUUCCGCCAGACACCUACCAGGCCCAGGCGAUGGUGGACAUUGUCAAGGCUAUGAGGUGGAAUUAUGUCUCUACUGUGGCCUCGGAGGGGAACUACGGCGAGAGUGGUGUUGACGCUUUUAUUCAGAAGUCGCGGGAGGACGGGAGUGUGUGCAUCUGCCAGUCUGUGAAGAUUCCAAGGGAGCCAAAGCCAGGCGAGUUCGACAAGGUCAUCCGCCGCCUCAAAGAAAAUCUUAACGCAAGAGUUGUGAUCAUUUUCGCCAAUGAAGACGACAUCAGGCGGCUACUUCACGCAGCGAAAAAGGCCAACCAGACAGGUCAUUUCAUCUGGGUGGGAUCCGACAGCUGGGGCUCCAAGAUUUCCCCAGUUCUGAAUCAAGAGGAGAUGGCAGAGGGAGCAGUCACCAUCUUGCCCAAGCGGCAGUCCAUCAAAGGGUUUGAUCGCUACUUCAUCAGUCGAACGUUGGAGAACAACAGACGGAAUAUCUGGUUCGCAGAGUUCUGGGAGAACAACUUCAGCUGCAAACUCAGCCGUCAUGCCGUGAAGAAAGGGUCCGGCCUGAAGAAGUGCACAAAUCAGGAGCGGAUAGGAAAGGACUCCAACUACGAGCAGGAAGGAAAAGUGCAGUUUGUUAUCGAUGCGGUGUACGCAAUGGCUCACGCACUUCACAACAUGCAUCGAGAGCUCUGCCCGGGGAAGGUGGGCCUCUGCAACAAGAUGGAUCCGAUCAAUGGCACUCAUCUGCUGAAGCAUAUUCGACGUCUGAACUUUGCAGGCAUUGCUGGAAACCCUGUGCUCUUUAACGAGAACGGAGAUGCUCCCGGGCGAUACGAAAUCUACCAGUACCAGAUCCGGAACAGAACAGCUGAAUACAAAAUCAUUGGCCACUGGACUGAUCAACUUCACUUGACUGUGCGCACGAUGCAGUGGCCUGGUGGAGUCAGACAGAUCCCAUCCUCCAACUGCAGCCAGCCAUGUCAGCCUGGCGAGCGAAGGAAGACGGUGAAGGGAAUCCCCUGCUGCUGGCACUGCGAGAGAUGUGAUGGGUAUCAGUACCAGGCCGACACCUUCACUUGUAAAAUGUGCCACUUUGAUUUGCGACCCAACGUGAAUCACACCGGCUGCGUUCCGAUCCCCAUAGUGAAGCUGGAGUGGAGCUCCCCGUGGGCCGUCAUCCCCGUGCUCAUCGCCGUGGUUGGUAUCAUGGCGACACUAUUUGUCGUGGUCACUUUCAUCCGGUACAACGACACCCCGAUUGUUAAAGCAUCCGGACGAGAGCUAAGCUACGUGCUGCUGACUGGAAUAUUCCUCUGCUAUGCCACCACGUUCCUGAUGAUCUCCACGCCUGAUGUGGGGAUUUGUUCCCUGCGAAGAAUCUUCCUGGGCCUUGGCAUGAGCAUCAGUUACGCUGCCCUGCUCACCAAAACCAAUCGCAUUUACCGCAUCUUUGAGCAGGGCACCAUGUCUGUGAGUGCGCCCCGGUUCAUCUCUCCCGCCUCGCAGCUCAUCAUCACUUUCACUCUGGCCUCCGUGCAGCUGCUUGGCGUCUGCAUCUGGUUCGGGGUGGAUCCGUCGAAGGCCAUUAUAGACUACGAAGACCAGAGAUCAUCAAACCCUGUGAUGGCUCGCGGUGUUCUCAAGUGUGACAUCUCUGACCUUUCUCUGAUAUGUCUGCUGGGCUACAGCAUGUUGCUCAUGGUCACAUGUACGGUCUACGCCAUUAAAACCAGAGGGGUGCCCGAGACCUUCAACGAGGCCAAACCUAUCGGGUUUACCAUGUAUACCACCUGCAUCAUUUGGCUUGCCUUCAUCCCGAUCUUCUUUGGAACCUCACAGUCUACGGACAAGAUGUACAUCCAGACCACCACACUGACCAUCUCUGUCAGUCUGAGCGCCUCUGUCUCCUUGGGUUUGCUCUACAUGCCCAAGGUCUACGUGGUUCUCUUCCAUCCGGAGCAGAACGUUCCCAAACGCACCCGCAGCUUAAAGGCUGUGGUGACUGCUGCCACCAUGUCCAACAAGUUUAACCCCAAAGCUGGACUCAGACCCAACGGAGAAGCCAAGACGGAGCUGUGCGAAAGCCUGGAGACGCAGAGUUUCCCAACGAAGCAAACGUAUAUCAGCUACAGCAACCAUGCAAUCUAAGAGACAAAGCCUCUUAUCUCCAUUCAGGAUUUCCACCUGACGGGGAAAAAAACAUGCAGCAGCGGCUGAUGGAAAAUAAAAUGGAUGUUUCAGUGCGCAAGAGAUCAAUGUUGAAGAUCAUAAAAGCAUUUCCCAAAGACCAGACAUGAUGGCCACAAAGCAGAGUAGGGAACCAGGAACAGAUAAGGAGACUUUUGAAUGGUACCAUUGUCCGUCAGCCUCACAGGAAUAAAUAUCUAUCUACAAAGUAUAUAAAGAAGUGAAAAUAAAAAUACUUGCAUGGCAGAGGCCUGACGAAAGAAGGAUGGAGCUUUCAGUUGGUGUUCACAUUUCAGCUACGCCCACCACUCCGUCACCCUGACUGACUGAACUAAAAUCUAAAAUAUGUUCAGGUGUCUUCUGCCAUUACCGGACUGCAAUUCAUCUCUCAACCGCUCACAAAGGAUUAAUCGACACCAAAAACAUUCUCCAUGAAUUUCUAACAAGUACGCGUUUUUAUUUCCCCCACAUGGAAAAAUCUAAAAAAAACGCAACGUCACUUGCCCCCGUCGUCACGCCUUCAUCCGAGGAAGUCCUCAUGUGCAAGAGGGUCUCUGCCAAUUUUCAGCAUGCCACUUUCAACAUCCUGUGUUGUGUUGUUCUAAGAAAAGAAAAGUACAAAAAAUAUAUAUUUGGAAUGCGUUUAAACUCUGUUGCAGCGUUGUUCAAUUUGUUUGGGCCCACCGCCUGUUGUACGUUCAAAGAUGUUCUCAAAUGGUGAAGGUCUAGUGAGUGAUUGUUUAUCUGUGCUUAAGUGAGGCCACGAUUGAUAUUACCAGCUGCCCCGAGGCUGCCACUGCCAUCUGCAUACCUAAUGUGCUUUUAAACGUUGGCUCGUAGCUAAAAUAAAACCGCAUUUUAGCCUGAGAGAUUUUUACUGUCAUCCAGGAUGACCCUCCCAUCACUGCCACCACCUCCAACGUCGGUCACGGUGUCACGACGGCUCUUCAGAUCCAUUAGGCCAGGAAUUAAAGGGAAGCUUAACCUUCAGAGGAUGGUACAAUCCGUCCUGAAUGUGAUAUCCAUAACACACACGAGAGGGAAAUUCAUCACUCUGUGUGUCAUCCUCAGGCACUUUGGUGAUGAGGAGGGAGGAGCCGCAAAGUUUAAGGGCCUCUAAACAAAAUAAAACCCAAUUGCUCAAGUAUGCAGUGUCUUUAUCGCUCACCCUGUGCUCGCUGAUGACAGACAGAACCGUUGGCUUCGUGCAGUAUAAAAAGCCCUCUGAUGUCUUGGGGAAAACAUUGUUGGCUCAUUUGUGUUGUGAGUUCAAAUGCUGCUUUUCAUGUCUCCCCAUCGUAAUACUUUUUCAACAUCACUUGUGUUGCCGAAAUAAAAACGUGAGUGCUGACCAAAAUUAAGUGGCAAGUUAAUGUAUGUUAUUAUAUAGAUUGAUGAUGUCUGCUUUAUGUCCUGACAUAUCUUAAAAUUGGGGAAAAUGUACAAAAAAGAAAAAAAAAAAAGAUACAGUGCCUGGCUAUCUGACUAUGUAUUUGUAAAAUCUCAUGAAAACUAAUGAAGUGUGUGAAGCAUG
Synchiropus splendidus (mandarinfish) is the source of this 5135-nucleotide messenger RNA. Its product is annotated as metabotropic glutamate receptor 4-like. The coding region runs from base 701 to 3562 and encodes 953 amino acids. The transcript has 11 exons. The record is from RefSeq and is a predicted model, not a curated record. Gene Ontology annotation, cellular component: membrane. Gene Ontology annotation, biological process: G protein-coupled glutamate receptor signaling pathway; regulation of synaptic transmission, glutamatergic. NCBI's taxonomy places the organism in Eukaryota, Metazoa, Chordata, Actinopteri, Syngnathiformes, Callionymidae. Gene Ontology annotation, molecular function: adenylate cyclase inhibiting G protein-coupled glutamate receptor activity.